UUGAAUUAAUUAUUACGAACACUUCCUGCUGAUGACUACAUCUUAGGGUUAGAUAACAGCAGCCAUUUUAUAGAUUGUCCUAUCUGCUAAAUGGAGGACAAUGUUCUACCAAUAUGGCAAGUUAAGGCUGUGUUCCUACUAUGGGACAUCAGAGAAAAUGAAACAAUCCGAGUCAAAGUUUUUAAUUUACCGGCUGUUGAGAACAAAAAGAAAAAAGUCAAGAAAAAAGUUUUUCCCUUGAGAUCAGAUUUCCGUGUUGACACAAUAAAACCCGACAUAGAAUCUUCAACAUUGAUCUGGCCACAACGCUUAGGGAUUGAGACUCUCAAAGCAAGCCGAGAAAAAACGCUUGAUUAUUUUGAUUAUUCUGAGUUGGCAUGGCAUAGUAGCAGACGACUAGGACAGCAGACCUGCACAGAUACUCAAGUAGUACACAAUGCAGUCCUUCCUUACCAGCAUAAAACUUUAGUUUUGAACAUUUUAACUUUGCUAGUUAUUAUCAGCAAUAGAUUUCAACUAUUUGGAAACUCAAAACAAAAAGAGCUGACAGCGUUCCAUCCAUCGCUUUACAAUUGUAUACUUCAUGAUACCUUUACAAUGCCUAUUCUGAUAGCUCACAAGUUUAUACAUUUUCAAAUCGUCAAUAUCACUUUGAAAAGAUGUGAAUACAAUAUGUUAAAUAAUAUUUUAGAAUACGCAAUACAAUAUUUUAGACCGUUUAACACUUUAUUAGAUAUUGCUCGCAAUAUUUAUGUAAAAGAAACUAUAAAUAAUGAAAAUGAAAGGGGUAUCGCUACAAUACAAUUUGGAGACUCCAAAAGGAGUCAAAAAGAGUUAAAAUCAAUCGAUUGGAAACAAACAAGUGAUGAUAAAAUAUUAACUCUACCAAACAUGGUGACGCGUGUCAAAGGAAUCUCACGCGGGGGUCCCCCUCUAUUACCUUCACCUCACCAGUAUAGAACUCGCCCAAUUCUAGCGAAUCCUUGGCAACAAACGCCUUUUAGAAUGACUGCUAGAAAUAGACCGAACUUCAAUCUUGCGGACACUCACUCGCUUCAAAUACUCGAUACACAUGUCACACACAAUAUACAAGUUACACCUCACACACUUAUACACAAAGCAAGCGAUGUCCAGCUAAGCCUUAAGUGUCGCCCCUCAAAACCAGAGAUAGGCGCUACUGAUCAUACGGCAGUUCCAACAGAGGCGCUGUACGUGUCUCCUACAGCGAUGACGAGCACACAAUUUAAACGUAAACGCAGUUCAGAGGCGACUAAAGCAGAAGUUUUGAAAGACAGAGAAAAGUCAGACAGUAAAAAUAUCCCCUGUCGCACAGACUUUUCAGUGCAGCAACUUCAUUUAAAGAAUAGAAAUCAUCCUAAACAACGUCCUUUAAAGACUUGUAGCAAUCAUCCCAAACAACGUCCUUUAAAGACCAGUAAAGCUAAUCCUGGUUAUCAGAAAGAGAGUAGUGACCAAAUGCAAGCUUUUAGACAAAGAGAAAGACACAAAUCUACAUCUAAUUCUCAGCUCUCUGAAAUAAAUCUGCCUAACAAGAGUGGAACAGAAGGCAUGAUUUGUUAUAAUUACGUUACAAUCAAUAAUUUCGUAAGUAACAGCAAUAAUAACAACAAUAAUCAGAAUGACUUUAAAGACGUUAGCGGCAAUUUGGUCAUUGAUGGACAUGUCAACGAUAGCAGACGUCACGUGACUCGAGAAGAUAUGAUGGGCAUAGACGAUUGUUCACUCUAAAGUCCAAACAACAAGGUACCAACAGCCAUAGCAGACACGCUAGUACCAACAGCCAUAGCAGACACGCUAGUACCAACAGUCAAAGCAGACACGCUAAUGUGAUGAGUGUCUAUAUGUUUUUAAGUGUCUUAUGCAAUGCAAGUGAACAUCAAUAGUACAUACAUUGACCUCAGUAAGACUAAAUUACAUAACAUUUUAAACAGUUCAGACAUUUAUUUUCAAUGACAUCUCAAAGCAAGAAACAUUUGAUCAAAAAUCACCUUUGCAUUGCAAGCUGUAUAUGUCAAAGAAAAACAACAGCCAGGUCUCAGAAAAGUUUCAGGAAAACUAUUUGAUACGCAAACCAAAUCACUUUCACAUAUAACCAGACCAUAUGCUAAAGUUUUCCUCCCUGGCGUAUGUAUUGUGAUUUACGGGCUACUAAUUCAUAAUUUAAAUCAACAAACACACUCAGUGCAAGAUCUCUAGCACACAAUAAAAUAACAAUAAACACUUUAUUUACAGUCCAAACACCUUCAGGUAACAAGUCCCCACAAUUUAUUUAGCCCAUUGAAAAUUGUUAGUUUUCUGUGUAAUGUAUUGUCAUUGAUAUUCAUUUUAUUAUAUAAUUACUUAUAUUUUUAAAAAUAACAUAUUCUCAUCAUUUAGACAUUAUCAAUUAUAUCAUAAAAUGUUUUUUUAAACAUAAAUUUUAUCAUGUCAUAGCGCACAGUGGUUGUACAACUUACAGCCUUGGGCGCCAUGUUGUCUCGCCAUGUCAUUGUGUUGAUGAUUUUAAUAUGCGAAGCUGCUGUUAAUAUGGCACUUGCUUUAUAAUUUUCAAGGUUUAUUUUUAUUUAGUAACUGGAUUGCAAAUUGAAGAUGAUCUGAAUGUACCUAGUUAACAUCAGAGAUUCAUACGCUUUCUCCAUUAUCAAUUAUGUCCUAACAUAUAUUUUAUUAUGUUUUUGCGCUCAGUGGUUAUACAACUUGUAGCCACAGACGCCAUUUUGCCUCGCCAUGUCAUUGUGUCAUUGAUUUUUAUAUGGCACUUGCUUAUCAUUAUACAGGUUUCUUAGUUCUUUAGUAACUGAAUUGCAAUUUGAAGAUGAUCUGAAUGUACAUAGCUAACAUCAGAGAUUCAUACGCUUUUCUCCAGCAUGUUUCCGCGUACGAAAUUAUCACAGUACUUAAAAUGUUCUUCAUUGUUAUAAAUAUGAUUACAGUUAUUUGGUCGUACUCUUGAUGACUUGUAUUUGAGAAAACGGCAUAGAAAACGGUUAGGAUUUUAAAAAAAUGAAUAUACUGUAUAUGAUGAACUUUGAUAUACGGUAUCAUUCUCAGAAAUGAUAAUCAUUUGGUAUGAUUGUAAAAACAAUGGUACUAGGUGUUGUAAGAUACACAAUCAUUCAAGGUACAUUCGUCUAUUUGAAAGUUUUGCUACCAAUGCUGUCAGCUUGGCGUACACUAGAACCAACUAGAAAGGUUUAAAAUUUCUGAAUUGCUGCAUAAGGGCUUGAUGUUAAGAUAUAUGUCAUAUGUACUGUCAACUUCACAUGCUAGGUUUGACAGAAACUCAGUGUACUGAGUGCCAUGGACACGUCAGAUACCCUCUACCUGGUUUAGCCGGCCAGUCAAAGCCGUUUCCGGGGUGUGGCCGCUGCGCAUGCUACAGCUUCUGGGAGCCACAGGUGAGAGUUGGGUACCGAGUGGGGACUAAGAGUGAGCCAAGCUACCCUCAAAGAGAGGGUACGACUGCCUGUCCACUAGAGGUGCUACCCCUCCUAGAUACCCCAUACACCAAGUCUGGACUUGGCGGCCUGUGCGUAACGUCACAAAACUAGACUAAUCGGACAGAAUGGCAAGUACCAGCACAGUGCUGUGGAGUACUCAAGAGCAGGACAAGACACACAGAAAGUCUCUGGUCAUCCACUGCACCCAAACUUGUCCCCGGACGUCUUGACCAAAUCUUGCUUCCGGAAAAGGACGGGCUUUAGGGAGAGAGAGUGAGGUCGACGUGUUGCGCGAAUCCUCCUCACUUUAAUCCAAAUUCCCCCCCAACACAACCAAACCAAAGUCCUGUGGAGACAGGCAAGCAGUGAAGCGGUAGGUGUGGGCACACUGGAAGCCGUAGCUGCAACCCUGCACACAGGCGGCUCAGGCCAUAUGGUCGUUCAUCACUGACACAGAGCAGCAGUGGAGUCCGGCAGCCCCCUGAGUGGCUGAGCAGCCCUAUUUAGGAGUGCACUGCUCACCUCCAUAGCUUGAGGACAGGGCUAGAAAAGGUGCCCCAAAAAUUGCCUGCUCAAAACUACCCUAGCCAGCCUACCGCAGAUGGCGGGAACCCUACUCAAGCGGUCGAAAUUCAAAGAAAAAGACGAGGAUAGUUCCUCUUACCAUAGGCGCAUGGAAUGUGCGCACACUACUUGACAACGACACAUCUGAUAGAUACUGUCAAGCUCUUCUAUAUUCACUGCGAGCCCACUGGCGGAUCCAGCGGGGGGGGGGGGCGGUAGGUGCGAUCGCCCCUCCCCCCACUCGGCCGAUCCCCCGGGGGGGGGUAAUUUUAUUAUAGAAUUCACACAAUUUGUAUACGAAUUUAUUACUUAUGUUAAAAAUAAAUACUAAUUAUUUAUAUUUCAACCUAUUUUUAGAUUAUUUCGUCCCCCCCCUCUAGUCUGUUGGCCGAUUGGUGGGGUCGAGAGGGGGCGGUGGUAUCAAUCCCGCCCCCCGCCCAUACACUUUCGAGUGGGGGGGGGCGGUCCAAUUUUUUUGUAGAAAUCACAGCUUGCUAAUAGAAUCUAUUUAAUAUCUAUAUCAUAAAGACUUGUUAUUGAUUUUUAAACAGAUCUUUAUAUUAUGUCGUUCCCUGUUUGCCGAUUGGUGGGGGGCAAAUACUUCUACUGCCCUUCCUACCUAAACCCUUUGAGUGGGGGGGGGGGGGCGGUCCGUUUUUAUGGAGAAUCAUAGUUUGUGAACAAAAUUAGUUGAAUUAAUAUAUACAUUUUAUAUUAUGUCGCUCCCUUUCUGGUAUUUUGGCCGAUUCGGUGGGGUGAGGGGGGGGGGGCGAUUGCAUGUACUGCCCUCCCCACUCUAGCCCUCUGAGUGCUGGGGGAGGGCGUUCCUAUUUUUUCUGGAGAAUCAUAGUUUGUGAACAAAAUUAGUUGAAUAUCUAUAUAAUAUAAACUACGUAUUGAUAACCCAUUGUAUAUUAUGUCGUACCACAAUCUAAUCUCAAAUAGUAAAUGUAAGUGAAAAAGGGUUGUACCAGGUGGGAGGGGCGAUACAUGCAAUCGCAUUUCCCCCAUCAUAAUUCAUAUACACUAUAAAUUAAAUUCUUAUAUUGAGUCGCCCAACCCCUAUUUUUUUAAUGCCAAAAGCAAUCUUUAGCAGAAAUUAUUAAAGGAGCGAGGAUUAAUCGUUUUCACUCUACCGCCAUUCCCAUUUCCAGACAGAGUUUAUUUAAUCUCAGAUGAAUUUAUCAUAAUUUUUAAGUAAGACUUUGCAUUGGAAAAGUUAGAAUUCAAACGAAAUUUUUCAGUAUAGAGCCAUGAUUGAGAUGAGUUAUAUAUAUUUAUUUAUUUAUUGAAUAAUUUUUUUUUUCGGCGGCGAUCCCCAAAGCCAAAAUCUAAAUAUGUGGGGUAUCUUAUCUUUUCAAGGAACAAAUCGGUUUUAUUUGCAAUGUAUUAAUGGCCUAUAAAUUCAUAUUAAAAUAAUUUUCAAGUACAACAUUAUUCAAAAGGUGCUUUUUUAAUAGUAUGAAUAAUGAGCUUCGAACUCAAUUGAUGAAUAAUGAGCUGUAGAUGUCAGGAGAAUACGUUUCUGCAGUGAAAAACUCUUAUGGCGUCUGUGCUUCGCCCCGAACUCCAUUGAUAUAUAAUGAGCUGUAGAAGUCAGGAGAAGGCCCUUCUGCAAUGAAGAAUGCAAGAAAACGCUUUUGGCGUCGGGGCUUCGCCCCGAACUCCAUUGAUGAAUAAAGAGCUGUACUUGUCAGGAGAAUGCGUUUCUGCAGUGAAGAAUGCAAGAAAACGCUUUUGGAGUCGGGGCUUCUCCCCGAACUCCAUUGAUGAAUAAAGAGCUGUACUUGUCAGGAGAAUGCGCUUCUGCAGUGAAGAAUGCAAGCAAACGCUUUUGGCGUCGGGGCUUUGCCCCGAACCCCACAACAUGACUUUAAAGCGCUGCCCCAGUUGUUUUGUUUUUCGCUGAAGGUUGAGAAAUGCUGCUUUUUUUAAAUUGUCAUAUAUAUAUAUAUAUAUAUAUAUAUAUAUAUAUAUAUAUAUAUAUAUAUAUAUAUAUAUAUAUAUAUAUAUAUAUAUGUGUGUGUGUGUGUGUGUGUGUACUGUACGCACGUUUAUGCAUAGGGUUAGGGUUUACUGGGCGUUAGGGUUAGGGUUUGGAAAAAAAUCGCCCCCCCCCCACUCCAAAGGAUCCGCUAGUGCUCAGCUGGGUCAGUGACCUUAUAUCUUUCCUGUGUCCAUCCAUUGUGUAAAAAAAAAUUCAUGUUGUAAAAAAAAAUAAACAAUAAAAGUUAAAAUAUUUAAAAUAAAUUAAAUGCUUUGAAAAAAAGUUUUGGCUAAUGAGACAUUGUAAAUUCAACUAAGGGUCAUGUGUGAAGUUUGUAUCAAUGUUUUUACUCGUUUUCAAUAAUAUCCAUUAAAAAAUACAAGAGUCAA
This is a messenger RNA of Biomphalaria glabrata, 6401 nucleotides long. RefSeq lists its product as uncharacterized. The transcript is spliced from 3 exons. Lineage: Eukaryota; Metazoa; Mollusca; Gastropoda; Planorbidae. The record is from RefSeq and is a predicted model, not a curated record. Bases 91 to 1749 code for a protein of 552 amino acids.